AUGGCCGCCGACUACUCCGGAUGGUGUUUGAUCGAAAGCGACCCCGGGGUGUUUUCGGAACUCGUCGAAAUGCUGGGCGUCCGCGGUGUCGCCUUCGCUGAGGUGUACGGACUCGACAAAGAGGCCUUCGACGCCCUCGAGGCGGAAGGCUCUCACAGAAAAGUUUUGGGAUUUAUUUUUCUCUUCAACUGGGGCAAAGACAAAAAGCGCCAGCGCAGCAGCAGCAGCAGCAGCAGCAGCCAGGGAGGCGCUGCAGCAAACCCCCAAGUCCCCCAAGACCUUUUCUUCGCUGCUCAGGGCCCCCUCUGCGUGGGAGAGAUCAACGGAGAAAACUGGAUUGAAGUUGCCAGAAGGGAAAUCCAGCGCCGAGUGGAGGAAAUUCAAAGUCAGGGAGAAGAACUUCGCUUCAACUUGAUGGCUCUGACUACAAACCCUCUCGACGAAAUCGAAGAAGAAUUAAAACGCCUUCAGGAAGCAGCAGCAGCAGCAGCAGAACAGCUGCAGGCUGGAACUGCUGCUGACUCAAAGGAGCUGCAGCAGGAGUGGCAGAGGGAGAACGCGCGGCGUCGCCACGACUUCACUCCCUUUAUUUUAUGUGCCCUCAGGCACCUGGCGAGGAAGGGAGAAUUAGUAAAGGCUGUGCGGCGAGCAACAGCAGCAGCAGCAGCAGCAGAAGCAGCUGCUGCAGCAAAGACCGUUUAG
Molecule: messenger RNA, 702 nt
Organism: Eimeria tenella
Lineage: Eukaryota; Apicomplexa; Conoidasida; Eucoccidiorida; Eimeriidae
Product: ubiquitin carboxyl-terminal hydrolase isozyme L5, putative
Exons: 6
Coding region: 1-702 (233 amino acids)
Biological process (GO): protein deubiquitination; ubiquitin-dependent protein catabolic process
Cellular component (GO): cytoplasm
Molecular function (GO): cysteine-type deubiquitinase activity
Source: RefSeq, a predicted model, not a curated record